This is a messenger RNA of Ectocarpus siliculosus, 1203 nucleotides long. The record is from the annotation of a GenBank genome assembly. Lineage: Eukaryota; Phaeophyceae; Ectocarpales; Ectocarpaceae.
AUGGGCGCCGUCAUGGUGGACGAUCCAGCGGUGAUCUUGUUCGCAGGCGGCAUCGGCAGGGGAGGGAUGGUGGUCGAUUCAAACGUUGAUGUUUUCGCGGUGCCGCUGGACGUUGAUGAAGAUGAUGACGAUGACGACGACGACAACGCCACUGGUGGUGCUGUCGGGGGUGGAGGCGAAGAAACACUGGUGGACAGGGACGUCCUCUCGCUUGGAGUCGCCAGGACCGACAUGGGAGCGGGGGGGACAAGCAGUGCGAUGUUCUUUGCCGGGGGGUGCGGCAUGGAGGACGUCGGGGACGACAACCAACAAGAGACCCAAAGCUCAGGGACUACAAUCAUUCAAGAUGGUGGUGGGGAGAGCGGGGGCGGGGUUGCCGUUGACGUGCCCCCCGGAGCGGACCCCGAUGUGCCCUUGCUGCUCAAGAACUGUCAGGCCACGGACGCGGUGGAUGUGUUUUUUUUGGGGAGCGGCGGCGGCGGUGAUGGGGCGCAAGAAGGGAAAGGGAAGCUAUCGCUUCUUCCUCCGGACGCCGUAAGGCUGUGCGAGCCCAAGUACGCCGCCACGGUGGGGGUGUUUUUCACGGGGUCCCCGGACGAGGGCGACCCUUCCGCCUGGGCGCCGACGGCGCACGUCCUCGUGGCCGGAGGCAUUAUACCCACGGGGGGCGGGGAAGGGGGAGGCCAGUACACGGCCACGUCGACGGUAGACAUAUUCAGGCAUGAUGGGAUCGACGAGGCAACCGGCGAGGCCAAGGUGGCCACGCUUCCCGUACCGCGCUUGCCGAACCCUCCCCGGUUCGAGAUGACGUCCUGCUGCUUCAAGCACCAGUGCGUGUUCGCGGGGGGACGGGUUUCGAUGGGAGAGGGAGGCGCUGGCUUCAACAGCGACCGCGCCGAGGUGUGGGACGGGGCAACGUGGAGCUUCGCCACCUGGGGGGAGCACACGCUGUCGGAGCCGCGGCACCUCAUGGGGUCGGCGGUGAUCGAGAUCUCGACGGGCCCGGAGAAGCGAACUGUGGGGAUGUUCGCUGGAGGCGUUUCGAACACCGGGGACUCAUCCAUGGUAGACCUCUUCGACUUCGACGAGCGAAGGGUGCUGCCAAGGAUGGACGCGCCAACCGUCAGGGCCAACGCAAGGGGUUUCCUUUUCUCGGGAGGUGGCGGCGUUUGUGGGGGCAACGGGGAAGAUCGACGUGUUUGA